This is a messenger RNA of Cicer arietinum (chickpea), 2456 nucleotides long. Its product is annotated as probable hexosyltransferase MUCI70. Lineage: Eukaryota; Viridiplantae; Streptophyta; Magnoliopsida; Fabales; Fabaceae. The record is from RefSeq and is a predicted model, not a curated record.
AAUACCGAACUUACACAAAAAAAUUACUAUCGUUUUAUUGCAAUAACCUCAAACUCAAACGCUGUUCGGAUCGCAUCAAUGGCAGAAAUGGAACCCAAAACAAAAUAUUCGCUUUAAAGCCCUCAUUAAUUUUGCAGCUCUCACAAAGUAAAUCAAUCAAUCACACGCAGAGGGGCAGUUUUAGGUAGUUUAAUUUCGGCGUUAUCACAAUUUUCCCCUCUUCGCAUUUCACGCCAAAUUCCUCAGCAAUGUUCCAAAACAAUAAUCACCACGGCGUAUCGAUCUUAGUUUCCGACGACGAAUCCGACGAACUAGGUCGGAUGCGUGUUCGCGCUCGACGGAAACGGAAGAAACUUGGCCACAAACGAUUGCUGAGAAAACUUCUGCUUAAAUACUGGAUGCUACUUAUCAUUAUUCCAGCUGCGUGUUUGCUCUUUUACGAAGCCACACGAAUUGGUCUAGUUCCACAAUCACGCACUCAUGUCGAUGGAUCUACUCCCACAUUGGUUAAACAAUCCCACCCUAACUUGGAUCGUCUUGAUCCUACUACUCAUGUUGUUGCUGGUGUCAGAGAACGUUGCUUGAAGCUUCUACCACCUGAAAAACUUGAGCAAUUAGAGAUUCCUGUGGAAGGAGAAACUAGUUUACCUAUUGGUAAAGUCUUGUAUAUGUCAGAGAGAGAUGCGCCUUUUAUAGGAGGGAAUACGACGUUGUCUCAAUUGCGUGCGGAGGAUACAAGAUUUAAUUUAUUUACUGGAAAUCAAACAUUUGAGGAAAGAGAUAGAAGUUUCGAGGUGAAAGAAACUAUGAUGGUACAUUGUGGGUUCUACAGUGUGAAUGGAGGGUUUAGAAUAUCUGAUGAAGAUAAAAGUUUCAUGGAAGGUUGCAAAGUGGCGGUAUCUACUUGUGCAUUUGGUGGCGGCGAUGAUCUCUAUCAACCGAUUGGAAUGUCAAAGGCUUCGCUUAAGAAGGUUUGCUAUGUAGCAUUCUGGGAUGAAAUCACCCUAAAAGCGCAGGAAUUAGUGGGUCGCAGAGUAGGAGACAAUGGAUUUGUUGGAAAAUGGCGUGUAAUUGUCGUUCAAGAUCUUCCUUUUUCCGAUCAAAGGUUGAAUGGUAAAAUUCCCAAGAUGUUAAGCCAUCGCCUUUUUCCUCAUGCAAAAUACUCUAUUUGGGUAGACUCCAAGUCCCAAUUUAGGAGGGACCCACUAGGUGUGUUGGAAGCACUCCUUUGGCGCACUAGUUCUUUACUUGCCAUCUCAGAACAUGGAGCUCGCGGUAGUGUCUAUGAUGAAGCAAAGGCUGUUGUCAAGAAAAACAAAGCCAAGCCGGAGGAAGUUGAAGUGCAACUGAAUCAAUACAGAAAAGAUGGCUUGCCUGAAGACAAGAGAUUUAAUGGAAAGAAAGCUCUAUGUGAAGCCUCUGUUAUAGUGAGGAAGCAUACGCCACUAACAAAUCUAUUGAUGUGUGUCUGGUUUAAUGAGGUGGUUCGCUUCACUUCUAGGGAUCAGCUCAGUUUCCCAUAUGUUCUGUGGCAGUUGAAAGCAUUCAAAAACAUCAAUAUGUUCCCUGUAUGCACCCGCAAGGAUCUGGUCAAUAGCAUGGGCCACAUUCGAAAGGCAAAACCAUUGCAAAACUGAUUUAGUUAAAUUGGUCGAACGUUAAAGUGAUGCCUACCUGCAGUUAUCUCACUCAUUCCUUAUUUCAUUUUUUUUCAUUAGCCAAUCAAAUCAGGUAUAUGUGUUGUUUGUUUUUCUAGCCCCUCUCUUUCUCCUCUCUUAAUCGGUAUAGGUUAUAGUUUUGUAUUUAUUGUUUACUAUGAGCUCUUUGAUUAAGUUAUUCCAGAAAAGUUGUAGUUGGCAGAAAGGCAAAUGAUACAAACAAGAGAUUUUGCUUUUGACUUGUUUCCCGACUCAAAUUUCUAUGACAUCAAUAUUUUUAAGGGAAACUAAUUAAAUUAGCAAUAUGUUCCCUGUUGGACAUAGCAGUUAUUCCAGCGGCAUUUUUGAAGUCGGACCUGAUGGCAAGGAUCUUUAUCAAAGUUAGACACACAAUGAAGCAGUUGUCCCCAGCAAAACUACAAAUCACUGAUGCAAUAGAUGCCUUAUCACUGUAAAAGAAGCCUUUUAUAUUCCCGAGAUAGAAAAAUUGCUUAAUGAAGGGGUAACCCUUUUAAAGAUGGUUAUUUUUAUGAGGAGAUGACUUAGGAUUAAGUUGUAUCUGGAUUUUUAUUUUGAUGGUCAGUUGGUUUAGUUUUCAAUGUUUUAUAGACUAUACAUGCAAUAAGCUUGACUAGUCCUGAAAAAAAACAGUUGCAUAGAGAAAGGAACCUUUUCAAGGUAUAGUAGUUUUUAUUAUUAGAAAUAGUUAUGACCAAUGAGGAUAUUAUGGGUGGACUUCUAGAUUGUAUUUUUUUUCUUAAAAAACCUUUAUAUUUGUUUGAUCCUCGAAUACCAAUA